Halichondria panicea is the source of this 1592-nucleotide messenger RNA. Its product is annotated as malonyl-CoA decarboxylase, mitochondrial-like. The transcript is spliced from 9 exons. Gene Ontology annotation, molecular function: malonyl-CoA decarboxylase activity. Bases 72 to 1592 code for a protein of 506 amino acids. Lineage: Eukaryota; Metazoa; Porifera; Demospongiae; Suberitida; Halichondriidae. The record is from RefSeq and is a predicted model, not a curated record. Gene Ontology annotation, cellular component: mitochondrial matrix; peroxisomal matrix. Gene Ontology annotation, biological process: malonyl-CoA catabolic process; acetyl-CoA biosynthetic process; fatty acid biosynthetic process.
ACUAACUCUCACUGGUAAAGGGUCAAUAUUUUUAAGUGUGACAAAAACACAGUUGAUCAAGAAAGAAGAGAAUGGCUUUUGUUAGGAGCUGCAGAAGGCUUGUGUGGCUCACUAAAAAGGAUAACACAUUUUCUUUCUUGAUAAAGCAGUCUGUGCGAUAUUCCUCCAAUGUCUACCUUGAGGGACCAUUCUUCACUAGACUCUCCUCCCAGCUCUCCCACACUGCUAAGAUAAGAGAUGGUCUGGGAUUGGGUCCUGACUCCCUGUCAGCUCUGAACGCAGCUCGCAAUGAUCUUGUCCAUUGGAUGGGUCUUAAUAACGAGGAAGGUGUGGCUCCUGAGACUAUCGCCAAUAAUAUGAUUGACUACUACCAUUGCCUGGGCAACAUGGAGAGCAAGAAGCUGUUCCUAUCAGUUAUAGCUGGUGACCUGGGAGUUGACCAUGAGAGAAUCACUACGAAAGCUCAAAAGUUUGUGGAUCUGCAUGCUAAUCAAAGAAGUGACAGCACUCUCUUAAUGUCUGGGUCUAGUCUGAGACAAACCCUCACUCCGUUCUACGGUGAGCUCUUCUCUCACAUUGCCAGAGUGGAAGGUGGAAUCAAGUUCCUAGUGGACCUCAGAGGAGACCUGCUUGAGAUCCUGAAGAGUAAACAGAGUGCAGCUCCUGGCAGCUCAACGUUCCUCCUUUCAGAGCUAGACACACGAUUGAGGGAGACCCUGAGCGAGUGGUUCACUCCUCAGCUAAUGGAGCUCCAACACAUCACCUGGGAAUCUCCCUGUGACAUUCUGGAGAAGAUCAGUGACUACGAGGCUGUGCACAGACUGAGGCAUUGGAAGGACCUCAAGCACAGGGUCGGCUCUAACAGACGUUGCUUCAUCUUCACACACAAGGCUAUCCCUCGAGAGCCCAUCGUUGUGCUGCACGUUGCUCUCACCUCAGAACCAUCCAGCAGUAUUCAGGAACUUUUGGACAGGACAUCGCAGAAAGACACGGAUAUUAGUAAUGCCAUUUUCUAUUCAAUAUCAGCUACUCAGAAAGGUUUGUCUGGAGUGGAGCUGGGCAACUUCCUUAUAAGGAGAGCAGUGGACCACCUCCAGAGAGAGUUCCCCCAUCAGCUCACAAACUUUGUCACCCUCUCACCCAUCCCUGGAUUCAGAAAGUGGGUGGAGUCUCACCUCAGGGAUAAUGGAGUGGGAGAGGAGGUGAGAGGUGGGGACAGCAUUCUCCCCGAGGUUGCUAGCCCUACUGAGGCACUGAGGAUAGCCAUGGCCACCACUGGAUGGGCCUCACAGGGCAACGGACCAGUUGCCCAGGCUAUCAAGCAACCUCUUCUCUCGUUGUGUUCAAGGUAUCUUGCUCUCGAGAAGCGUAGAGGAAAUGCAUUGGACCCUGUGGCUCACUUUCACUUACAAAAUGGAGCGUCUAUCUGGAGGAUAAACUGGUUGGGGGACACUAGCCUCAGGGGACUGGAGAGAUCACUCGGACUAAUGGUGAACUAUCGCUACCACUUGCCCGACAUCAACAGCAACAGUGACUCUUAUAGAAUACAUGGUAGAGUGAAUAGCUCAGAACUAGUGGAUGAGCAUUUGUAG